Apus apus (common swift) is the source of this 728-nucleotide messenger RNA. RefSeq names its product nudix hydrolase 1 (gene NUDT1). The coding region runs from base 1 to 471 and encodes 156 amino acids. Gene Ontology annotation, molecular function: 8-oxo-7,8-dihydroguanosine triphosphate pyrophosphatase activity. Gene Ontology annotation, biological process: DNA protection. The record is from RefSeq and is a predicted model, not a curated record. Lineage: Eukaryota; Metazoa; Chordata; Aves; Apodiformes; Apodidae. The transcript has 3 exons.
AUGUGCACUUCCAGGCUCUUCACCCUCGUCCUGGUGGUGCAGCCAUCCCGCGUCCUCCUGGGCAUGAAAAAACGCGGGUUUGGCGUCGGUCUCUGGAACGGCUUCGGGGGCAAAGUGCAGGCAGGGGAGAGCAUCGAGGAGGCUGCUCGCAGGGAGCUCCUGGAGGAGAGUGGACUGACCGUGGACACCUUGCAGAAGAUGGGUCAUAUCACAUUUGAAUUUGUAGGCAAUCCUGAACUCAUGGAAGUUCACAUUUUCCGGGCAGAUGACUUUCAUGGAGAGCCAACGGAAAGUGAUGAAAUGCGUCCACAGUGGUUCCAGCUGGAUGAGGUGCCAUUCAAUCACAUGUGGGCAGAUGAUAUCUACUGGUUCCCACUUCUGCUUCAGAAAAAGUUGUUUCGUGGCUAUUUUAAGUUCCAGGGACAAGACACUAUCCUGGAGCACACUCUGAAAGAAGUGGAGGAAGUUUAAGAAAACUGAAGCAUUCAACCCACGUGCUGCUGCCCAUUUUGGGAGAGAACACCAUCGGUAGUACUUAGAAGGUUCUCCUUUCUCAACCCUCCAGCAAAGGAGGCUCAUUUGCCAGGUCACUAGGAAGUACGGAAAAUAAGGGGGUUUCUUAGAGAAGAAACAGAAGUAACAGGAUUUUUCCAUGCUGUGAAGUCCCUGGCUGUGGUAUUCGUUAGUGGUUGCGUGACCACAACUAUUAAAAAGUUUGUAUUAUUGCA